AUGGCCGCCGCCGCCGCGCCGGACGUGCGGGCCGCCUGCCGGCAGGCCUGGGAGCCCGUGCUCGCCCGCGCGCCGCGGGCCGUCGUCUUCCUGGACGCGGCGGCCGCUGAGGCGCUGCACUGGGGCGGCGGCGGCGCGGGCCGGCUGCUGGCGGCGGGGGCGCUGGCCGUGCGGGCGCUGCCCGGAGCGGCGGCGGCGGCGGCGGCCCGCGCCGUGUUCGUGGUGAGCGGGGCGCUGCGCGGGCGGGCGGCCGCCGCCGUGCGCGGCGUGCUGGGCCUGGGCGCCGUGCGGCACUGCGCGCUGGUGGCCGCCGGCGAGGCGGAGGGCGGCGGGCGGGCCGAGCUGGAGGAGACGCUGCGGCGGUGGAUGGGCGAGGGCGGCCACGCCGAGGUGGUGCUGCAGGCCCCGCCGCUGCUGGCGCCCGUCUCGGCGGAGCUGUGCCUGGUGCCCGGCCUGGCGCCGCUCCUCCCGCCGCUGCCGCGCCAGCGGGACCGUCGCGGUGGCAGCCCUCGGCCCGGCGGCGGCCCCGGCGGCGGCCCCGGGGAGCUCGGCCUGGCCGCCCUGCCUGCCGAGCUGCGGGCGGCCGUGCACGCCCUCGUGGGCAGCCUCGACGCCCUCUUCGCUGCCCUGGGCCUCAGGGAGGAGAGCUUUGCCGUGGGGAGCCUCAGCAGGGCCGUGGCUGCUGAGCUGGCGAGCUACGCCCCAGCCAGGAACAGGAGGAGAGCAGCUCCCCACAGGGCCUCGGUCGUCUUCGUGGACAGGACGCUGGACCUUGCCGGAGCAGUUGGUCAUCAUGGUGACAACCUUGCAGAGAAGAUACUUUCUGUGCUUCCCAAGCUCCCGGGGCACAAGACUGAUGUGAUGGUUAACAUGGUGGAACUCACUGCACUGCAGACUCCAGAUGAAGCUUGCAGUGUUAUAGCACCUGGCUGCUUAGCACAACCAAAUGAUCCAGCUGCCAAAGCGCUCUGGGAGUCCUUUAUGAACCUCAAACAAAAGGAAGCUGUGAUGGAGGCUAGGAGACACCUUGUGGAGGCUGCAAGCAGGGAAAAUUUACCUAUUAAGAUGGGCAUGGGUAGAGUCACCCCAGAACAGCUCAGCUCAUACAUCCAGCUUUUCAAAAAUAAUUUCAAAGCUCUGGAGAACCACUGUGGUCUUCUACAGCUUGUGCUGGCUACGGUCCAGACUUUGAAACACCCGCAGAAUUCUAAAUGGGACAAUUUCUUAGCCUUUGAGAGACUACUUCUGCAGACUAUUGGAGAGUCAGAAAUGCCCAGUGUCUUGAAACAGUUAUUGCCAAUGAUCAAAUCUUAUAAUGAGAGGACACAAGAUGAUUACACCUGUGAGGACUUCCUUGUUUUGCUGGUAUACAUGUAUUCUGUGGUUGGAGAAAUGAAAGGUGGAAAAGAGCUGGAUGAAGCCGAAGAAGAAGUGAAAAAGGCUCUAGUCAAGGCUAUUUGUGAUGAGCCAGAACCUUCUCCUUUGUUGCAGAAAAUAACGGGCUGUGAUUCAUCUCUGAACCUGGCACCUCAGAAAGCCACAGAUGCAGUGGACAAUAUCUUUGAGUCCCUCAGGGAUAUUGCGGGAGCUCGAAUGCACAUGAAACAGUUUAACUCCAUCCAUAAUCCAGGCAGCAACACCCACCAGGCUUCUUACAAACCGCUGCUGAAACAGGUAGUGGAAGAGAUCUGUAAUUCUGAUCGACCUGAUCCUGUUGAUAUUGAGCAUGUGUCGUCAGGCCUCACUGAUCUCCUUAAAACUGGAUUCAGCAUGUUCAUGAAGGUGAAUCGCCCUCACCCUGGUGAUCAUCCUCUUCUGAUCAUCUAUAUGAUUGGUGGAGUGACAGUCUCUGAGGUCAAAAUGGUGAAGGACCUGGUAGCAACACGCAAACCUGGUACCCAGGUCCUUGUGCUCUCCUCAGCACUCCUGACUCCACUGAGUGCUAUCGAGUUGCUGUUUGCCACGGACCAUCUCCAGUCCGACACUGAUAUCUGACAUGGGAGGAUCUGUGGAGAAGAUAAGUGACUGCCUUGGCUGGAAACAUCAAAUUCUUGGUCUGUCACCCUUUCCAAUCCUCCUCCCCCCCACCAAAAAAAAAAGUGACCUGUCUUCUGCUGCAGUUAUGUUUCCAGCUGAAACGGGGUAAAGCAGCUGGGUACCUGGCUGCAGCUUACGGAGAGCACUUAAAAUGGUCCAGUUGUCCAGUGACCAGCUCUCCCCUUUAUAAAGACAAUGCAGCACGGUCCUGAAUCGCCCAGUAUACACUGGCCUUCCCUAGCCCCACUCAGUGCAAGCAAGAACAGCUGCUUGUAAGAAUUCCCUAGAAAAGGGGGAGGUGAGGAAAUGUCCCUUAGGACCACAGGCUGCUGAAUAUGCACUCCCUGAGCAGACCCUUUCUCUGUGAAUAAUCCCGAUGGUUGCACUGGGGUUGCUUCUGUUUGGAAAUGCUGCUAAGGGAGGAAGAGGCUAACAAAAUCCACCCUCUUUGUCACAUUACCUUGCAAAACACAUGUGCCUCAUGGAGCAUUAGCAGCCUGUGCUCUUACUUCAUCUCUCACCCCAGAGAGGCCUGGGUGCAACCCUGACCUGACCAGCAGAGCAGCUGCCAGUCCACUAGUGCUCCCAGCCCAACUGGUAGGAGCAGAGAAACAGAGCCAGAAUCAAGUGCGGAGUUACAUCGUUGCUUCUCUCUCAAAUUGCCAGUUCCUGCUCUAGUUUCUCCACCCACAGUCUCAGGAGAAAAGACUGUUUCUGAUGGCAUACUUCUCUGUAGUUUUGCGCAGUAGGACAUAUGGGCUGUGAUAAUUUGAUGUUAACCCUGGAAAAAUGCCCCUCUCACAUGCAUUUAAAACAGAAAAAAAAUGUUCCCACUUUCAAGAGGCUGUGGUGGCAGAUUCUUUCUUGAGCUAGAUUUCUGAACAGCAUGAUUAAAGAACAGCCUUUGAUUUAUGAUCAUGAAAGAACUGCUAUCAAACUCAGUUACGUAAUUUUUCUUUAUAAAACUUUGAUACAAUCUAGGAUAAAAAAGCACCAGCCAGUAGGGAUUAUGAUUGCAUAUAGCACCAAGAUUUCGAAAUUGCAGCAUAAAAUGGUGGAGCUAUAAAGCUGCAUCCUCUUGAUUCAUUCCCAGGGAUGCUAAGACUAGAGCUUAGAGUGAGAACAUGUAUGUGAAGUUUGCUCUAUCAUAGUUUUCUUUAUUAUGCCAAAGGAAUAGAUUAAAGAGGAAGUAGCUUUUUAACCUUUGUUCAGUAGCUAGCUUAAGUUCUCUUAAAUGUUUAUAAUGGUCUUCAGAAAAGGCUGCAUUUUGAUCUAAACUCACUUUCGAGUGGCUAGAAGGGAACAAUGAACUGAUUAUAAAGCAUGGACAAUGUUGCCUCUAUGGAAAAGAGAUUUGUAACAAUCACUAUAGAAUGGAACUUUGUGCUAUAAGAAAUGAGAAAUAUUAUGAAAUUGUAAUGUUAAAAGCUCAAGAAAUAUUUAACAGAGCAACUUGAAGGCAAAUAGCCAGUCCCUUUGGUUUCUUUUUUCUCUUUUGUUCUGUACUUUUUAUCUUAGAAUAUGGAUGUUUUGGAAAUUAUGUAAUCAAUAAAGCAAAGCUCCUAACUUUGAGCCUAACUUCA
This is a messenger RNA of Rhea pennata, 3620 nucleotides long. RefSeq names its product sec1 family domain containing 2 (gene SCFD2). Gene Ontology annotation, biological process: intracellular protein transport; vesicle-mediated transport. The transcript is spliced from 9 exons. NCBI's taxonomy places the organism in Eukaryota, Metazoa, Chordata, Aves, Rheiformes, Rheidae. Bases 1 to 1995 code for a protein of 664 amino acids. The record is from RefSeq and is a predicted model, not a curated record.